AUGAAUCUGAAAAGGAUAUUCCAACUGAGUUAUUCCGCUUCCGCAGCCACGAGCAGCUUUUGGCAUUGGAAAAUACCAACAAUCAACGACAAGGGAAUCGAGCUUUCACUUGCCAAGCUAAGUUUGACGAGCUUGGAUCUGAAGCAAAGGUUAUUCUCUUUACAAGCAUCAACCCCAAAGUGGUUGGAGCUAUUUCUCAACGCCACAUCUGGUACCCACUUUUAUUUCGACUGUGAAACAUCUGUAGGGAAACAACAUUUUGAAAGGUUGGUUGGUGAUGGAUCCAAUGCGAGUUCCUCCUCAUCGAAAGUGGUCCCUGCACAAAAAAUAGGGCCCCUAACCAUUGCUGAGCUGAACCAAUAUGUCCUUACAGCCGAUCCUCAGAUUAUUGAGUUUCUAUGUAAGGCUGAGGCUACCAGUGUUCAGUCAGAAAAGGGAUGGUCCUAUAUUGGAUGCUCCAAAUGCGCAAAGAAGCUUCAGCGUGAUGAGUCAUCUUUCACUUGCCUCUUCUGUGAUAGGCAAAACGAUAGGUAUCAUGUGGAGUUGUCGGUGAAAGACCGUACGGAUGAUGCUGUCUUUGUAGCAUUUGAUACCGAGAUUGCUAAGUCAACCAAUAUUCAAGAGCUGAGGCUGCUCAGAUUUUGGGAGAUGACCAUGGACCCGAUGACAAUGGGGAUGGUGCGGGGUUAACUGAUGAUGCAAUCAAACAGAGACUUGUCAACGGUGAAAACUUGAAGAAUAAGGCACGCCAGGAGUAUAUCUAUGUGGAUUAAACAAUUCCCCACCAUCUUGCUUAUCAAAUUAUGCUUUUUCAUCUUUUUAUUUUUUUAGUUUCAACUCUUUAGUAUCUUUUACGUUUAUAUUUUGAACUCUUUGUCUUGGUGGGAUGUUUAAACUAUGAAUGCAAUUUGAUUCCUUUUUCAACAUUAUAGAUUCCAUCUCUUUCGUGCAUACCAAAAUCUAUAAUAAUAUUU
Eruca vesicaria subsp. sativa (arugula) is the source of this 974-nucleotide messenger RNA. The record is from the annotation of a GenBank genome assembly. NCBI's taxonomy places the organism in Eukaryota, Viridiplantae, Streptophyta, Magnoliopsida, Brassicales, Brassicaceae.